This is a messenger RNA of Canariomyces notabilis, 1482 nucleotides long. RefSeq lists its product as uncharacterized. The transcript is spliced from 3 exons. Lineage: Eukaryota; Fungi; Ascomycota; Sordariomycetes; Sordariales; Chaetomiaceae. Gene Ontology annotation, biological process: protein import into peroxisome matrix, docking. The coding region runs from base 47 to 1108 and encodes 353 amino acids. Gene Ontology annotation, cellular component: peroxisomal membrane; peroxisomal importomer complex. The record is from RefSeq and is a predicted model, not a curated record. Gene Ontology annotation, molecular function: signaling receptor binding.
CUAGAAAUGAGAGGAAGGAACGGCGGUAAUCGUAUCCAAAAAUAGAAUGACUAUCCGCGAGGAUCUCGUCGCUUCGGCGGCAAAGUUCCUACAGGACCCAAGUGUCGCCGCGUCUCCGAUCGAGAAGAAGAUUGCCUUUCUCCAGGCCAAGAACCUCACACAAGAAGAAGUUAAGGCGGCGCUCGCGCGCGCAAGCACCGAAGGCGCUCCAGUGCAAGCCUACACUCAACAGGCCGCAUCGUCUUCCGUUACGCAACCACCGCCCUACUAUGGGCAAUAUCCGUCACAAUACCCGUCAUACGCAUGGCAACCACCUCCUCAGCCCGUUCCGCGGCGGGACUGGAGAGACUGGUUUAUCAUGGCCACCGUGGUCAGCGGUGUAUCAUACGGGCUCUACACACUAGGACAGCGCUAUGUCUACCCCUUAAUUGCACCCCCUACGCCCGAGCGGCUGGAGCAAGAUAAGAAGUCUAUCGACGAGCAGUUCGAGAAGGCGUUUGCCCUUGUCGACCAACUGGCAAAAGACACUGCGGCCCUAAAGGCGGCCGAGCAAGAACGUACCGAGAGAUUAGACACAGCGCUCAAUGAGCUUGAGACGGUCAUCAACGAUCUCAAAUUAGCAAACCGCCGGCGAGAUGACGAGGCGCAGCGCGUGCGCGACGACGUGCAGAACCUCAAGGAGUCGAUCCCUCGGGCGCUCAAUAACCAGAAGGACCUAACCGAUACCAGGCUACGCGAGGUCAAUUCCGAACUCAAGAGCCUGAAGACUCUGAUCACACAGCGCAUGAAUCCAACAGCGACGUCAACCAGCGUUAGCAACUACCUGCGGCCGGCCGCCGGCGGAAGCGCCACACCUAGCCCUGCCGCCACUCCAGCGCCGACAGAGAACGCCGGCGCCGAGGCGAAGGAGGAGCCGAAGCCGGCAUACCAGGACUACUUGUCCAAUGCCAACCGCAGCUCGCCGUUGGGCAGCGGAAUGCAGGGCAAGGCGUCGAUUCCGGCAUGGCAAUUGAUGGCGUCCAAGAGCUCGGCCUCGUCCAAUUCCCCAGCUGCUAAUGGCGCAGAUGCUGGGAGCAGUGAGGCUGGGGAGGCUACAGGGAGCUCCUGAGUCAAUGAUGGCUAUGGUCUAUUUGGCGGGCAUCACACGCGGAGUGUAGGGAUGGCAAGUAAAAAAAUGUGUAUUUCUACAGUGUAGCGGGUUUCCGGGACUGAAUGUACGAAUGGACCUUGGGGCAUCUGGAGCCAAAUACGCACAAUGCAUACCUGAACAUGAGAGCUCGCUCGGUGAAAACGCCUCAGGUACUCACCUAGGUAGGCCAGGUUGGUGAAUGUGCCGCGGUCAAAAAGUGGGACCCUACAGUAGAAGUACUUGUAGGGACAACACUACUGCACAGACUGAGGACUCGGAAUAUCAACUUACAGUGCAUAACUAAGAAGGUUGAACCCACUGCACCCUUACUCCAACCUGGGCAGAAGCGCUCA